UGUGGGGGUGGAGGGGGGACUCCACGGAUACACGAGGGUUUGGUUUGAGCCCGCUGCCAACAAGGAAGCGACCAGCUGGGAAAACACGGAGCAGGGACUGCAGCGUUUAUUUUAUCGACCCUAAAGUAACGGGAUUUUAUUUCCAUUUUCCACAUUCCGCUGUCUUGACGUCAUCAUGUCUUCCAUGGACUUUGAGAAGCUGAAGAUGACUGGAGCAGGUCGGGCCAUAGCGGUGCUUACCAGCGGUGGAGAUGCACAAGGUAUGAACGCCGCUGUCCGAGCUGUGACCAGAAUGGGCAUUUAUGUCGGCGCCAAGGUCUAUCUCAUCCAUGAGGGAUACGAAGGCUUAGUGGAUGGAGGAGACAACAUAAAGCUUGCCCACUGGCACAGUGUGACCAACAUUAUCCAGCUGGGGGGCACGGUAAUCGGCAGCGCCCGCUGCAAGUCAUUCCAGACGCGCGAGGGCCGCAUCGCAGCCGCCUUCAACCUGGUGAAGAAGGGCAUCACCAACCUGUGUGUGUGCGGUGGAGACGGCAGCCUGACGGGAGCCAAUAUCUUCCGCUCCGAGUGGAGCGGCCUGCUGGAUGAGCUCGUGCAGAAAGGGAGGAUCACAGACACGCUGGCGAAGCAGCACAACAACCUGAACAUUGUGGGACUCGUGGGAUCAAUAGACAACGACUUCUGCGGCACUGACAUGACCAUCGGGGCUGAUUCUGCACUGCAUCGUAUCAUGGAGAUAGUCGACGCCAUCAUGACCACAGCGAACAGCCACCAGCGCACCUUUGUUCUGGAAGUCAUGGGUCGCCACUGUGGGUAUCUGGCCCUGGUGUCGGCUUUAGCAUCUGGAGCAGACUGGCUCUUCAUUCCAGAGGCUCCUCCGCUGGAGGGCUGGGAGGACCGCAUGUGUGCUCGUCUGGAAAGGAGCCGAAACAAGGGGUCAAGACUCAACAUCAUAAUUAUUGCAGAGGGAGCCAUUGACUCAAAUGGAAAACCGAUCUCUUCAGCUUAUCUUAAAGAUCUGGUGGUGAAGAGGUUGGGCUAUGACACCAGAGUGACUGUGCUGGGUCACGUUCAGCGAGGAGGAACUCCGUCUGCAUUUGACAGAAUCCUGAGCACCAAGCUGGGUGUGGAGGCAGUUAUUGCCCUGAUGGAGGCCACCUCAGACACCCCACCCUGUGUCAUCGGCCUCUCUGGCAACCAUGCCAUCCGUCUGCCUCUCAUGGAGUGUGUGGACAUGACCAAGUUGGUGCAGAAGGCCAUGAAUGAGAAGAGGUUUGAUGAAGCUGUUAAACUUCGCGGAGGGAGUUUUGAGAACAACUGGAACAUCUAUAAGCUGCUGGCCUUCCCAAAGCCUGUCACUGCUGAGAGUAACUACGCUGUGGCCAUCCUGAACGUCGGAGCUCCAGCUGGAGGCAUGAACGCAGCAGUCAGGUCAGCUGUGAGAGUUGCUCUUGCUCAUGGACACAAGGUCUAUGGUGUCCAUGAUGGCUUUGAAGGACUCGCCAAUGGAUCAAUAUUUGAAAUGAAAUGGCACAAUGUGGCUGGAUGGACGGGCCAAGGAGGUUCACUCCUGGGGACAAAGCGAACUCUUCCUGCUACAUGUAUGGAAAAAAUUAUAGAGAAUAUCAACAAGUACAGCAUCACAGCCCUGCUUGUAAUCGGAGGGUUUGAGGGAUAUGAAGGUGUGCUGCAGCUGUAUGAAGCCCGGAGCCACUACGAUGAGCUCUGCAUCCCCAUGUGUGUCGUACCGGCCACCAUCAGCAACAACGUCCCUGGAACGGACUUCAGUCUGGGAGCGGACACUGCUGUUAACGCUGCCAUGGAGGGAUGUGACAAGAUCAAGCAGUCUGCCUCUGGGACCAAAAGGCGAGUGUUUGUGGUGGAGACGAUGGGCGGAUACUGUGGUUACCUGGCAACCUCAACUGCUAUCGCCGUGGGUGCAGAUGCUGCCUACAUAUUUGAAGAGCCGUUCAACAUCCAUGACCUCAAGACCAAUGUGGAGCAUUUGGCUGAAAAGAUGAAGAAGGACAUCCAGAGAGGUCUGGUACUACGGAACGAGUAUUGCCACAAGAACUACACUACGGAUUUUAUUUAUAGGCUGUAUUCAGAGGAAGGGAAGGGCGUCUUCGACUGCAGGGUUAAUGUCUUGGGACACCUCCAGCAGGGAGGAGCUCCUUCUCCCUUUGAUCGGAAUUUUGGCACCAAGUUGGGUGUGAGGGCAAUCCAGUGGAUAUCAGAGAGGUUGACUGAAAACUACAGACAAGGCCGCGUGUUCGCCAACUCCCCGGACACAGCGUGUGUGCUCGGCUUGAACAGGAAGAUCGUCUCAUUCAUUCCUGUGACUGACUUAAAGGCCAUCACCGAUUUUGAGCACCGGAUGCCCAAGAUUCAGUGGUGGUUCAAUCUGAGGCCGAUGCUGAAGAUGUUGGCGAGGUAUCAAACUAAUUUCGAGGAAUAUGUCCCUGGAGAGAUGUACCAUGUGACUCGACGCUCCAUCAGCAUCGAUGCUGGAUACUAGGCUUCCUGACAAAUGCUUCUGUAUGCAGUUUUUAACCUUUACAUUUCCCUCCUUCGUCCCAUUUUCACUCAUAACUGUGGUGCCUAAAAGCGUGGUGUAUAAAAUUCCUCUGAACAAAAUGGCCUUUUCUGCACCAACAUGGGGUUUUUAUCUUUUUUAUUCUGCUCCAUCCGAAUCCCACCUGCCUUAACUUUACCAGAGAAACAAGGACUCUUUUCUCCUAUCAUACUGGUAGAUUUUUGUGCUAAGCUGCUGGCAUACUGUUUAUUAUCCUGCCAUACAUGUUGGCUUAUCUUAAAAUACUUAAUAUAAAUCCAAGAGUUAAAACAUUAAGCCAAUUCUGUGAAAUUCAAACAACACUGUGAUGUGAAUCAUGUCAAUGUGUCCCUGUACCAUAUUUUAAAAACUGGGCAUAAGGUUGUAAAAUCAACACUUUUCCUGUGUCAAACGGAACACAUUAAUAAUUUCUACCAUGUAAUGAUCAGCUCACCAUCUCAGGCCUUAAGUUUGAUUCCUGAGUAGAUCAGAUAUUUAAAUGAGUUCAAAUAAAUUGGGUGAUUAAAUCUGUAAAUAAGGCCAUGUGUUCUGCCAAGCCCUCAGCAUGCCUGGGUAAGUUGGUCGUUACAGACAGUGCCUUCGUAAAGCAUAGCAUGAGAUUAGGUACCAUUAUCACAGUAUAGCUGCAGAAUUUCUGUGGCUUCCAUGUAUGUAAAGUUGCAGUGCAGCAAAAAUCUCAUGUCUAAAAAAAAUACUUAAGAUACAUUAGUGCAGUUUUUAAAUACUAAAUUGAUACAGCGUAUCUUGAUAAAACCACUCAAAUACAAGGCAGGUAAACAGUGGGUUGAAUUAGAUUAUCUAAGGCUUAGCACAGCGGCUCUGAGAAUCCAGUUCCUGUUUCUCUAAAGUCAACGCUUUACCCGCUGAAGCUCAGUCACCUUCCUCUUGAGUGAACAUGGGACUUUCUAAUGUUUGAUACCACUAAUCAGUGUCAUGCUAACUGCUAAACAUCAAGUAACAAAACUGAUUACCAGUAUUCAUUUAUUGACUGACACGUUUAAUACAGAGAAAUUUUGUAUUUCCUCCAAGGUGCUCGGAACAAUUUUUUUCCUACACAAAUUGCUGCUAUAAUCCAGACAGCCAGAGGUGCCACAGACCAAAGUUUUACAGGAUAUUUAUCAAAAAUUGUGCAUGCAAAAAAAAAAAAAAAUGAAUGUAGAUGCUGUUAGGUGGAUUUUUUUUAUGUUUAAAACCACAGAAUGAAACUGCAUAAAUUCUGAGCCAUAAAGCAUGUAAGCAGGAGCGUUCAGUAAAGAAAUCAUCCUGGUAAUGUUUUAACAUGUCAUUCCUGGAAAAAAAAUAACAUUUUACAAGUUUUCUGUGUUUCAUCUGAAUAUAUUAUGUGACUCAUGUGACUGUGCAACUCAAGGGACCGUUUAAGAUGUUAAUUUUUCUGUUUUUUAUAGAUAUAUGUGUAUAUUGUGUGUGUGUGUGUGACUGAAACAAUAUAUAUCUAGUAUUAAUUCAAAUCAACAGCCCUUUCUUAACUGAUCAACAAACACUUUGUUACACUAUAAAUGAUGUAAAAUUCACACCUACUGUACCUUAAGAGAAAUCUUUAAAGACAAAUGAACCUUUGGUGUUUUUAAAGUUGAUAAUGAUGGUGUGUCUAUCCAGGUAUCUGUUAUUACAUACACCUUGUGUAAUUUACCCAAUUAAACCUUAAUAUUAAACAUCUGAUUCAGGAACUAACAUCACUGCCAACUAAACAACACAAGGAAAUAAACAGAAACCUAAUAAAAUAUUUGAAUGUU
This is a messenger RNA of Cyprinodon tularosa, 4329 nucleotides long. RefSeq names its product phosphofructokinase, liver a (gene pfkla). Gene Ontology annotation, cellular component: membrane; cytoplasm; 6-phosphofructokinase complex. Gene Ontology annotation, biological process: canonical glycolysis; fructose 6-phosphate metabolic process; fructose 1,6-bisphosphate metabolic process. The transcript has 22 exons. Gene Ontology annotation, molecular function: fructose-6-phosphate binding; identical protein binding; AMP binding. Lineage: Eukaryota; Metazoa; Chordata; Actinopteri; Cyprinodontiformes; Cyprinodontidae. The record is from RefSeq and is a predicted model, not a curated record. The coding region runs from base 176 to 2518 and encodes 780 amino acids.